Chironomus riparius is the source of this 2236-nucleotide messenger RNA. The record is from the annotation of a GenBank genome assembly. NCBI's taxonomy places the organism in Eukaryota, Metazoa, Arthropoda, Insecta, Diptera, Chironomidae.
GGAAGCCUUUUAUUUUCUUCUUUAGUGUAUUUAAUAAAAUAAUUAGAUUUUGAGCUGAAAACUGAAUUAUAGAUUAACAGUGAAAUUACUAAGUUACUUUAUAAAUUGUUUAAUGUGAAAAGCAAUAAAGUCGCAGUUUGAAAUUCUUUAUAAUUCUAUUAAAAUCGUUAAAAAGAUGAUUGGAAGUGACUAUGUUUUGGAGGCUCUCAACAUCUAUCACACUACAAAUGUUGAUGGAGGAAGUUGCUUUUCCGGGGAUUCUACCUCGGCUCUUGUUCUUAAAGGAGUUAAUUUAACUCUACACAGCGGAGAAGUGAUGGCAAUAUUAGGUUCUAAAGGAAGUGGAAAGAGAGCUUUACUUGAUGUGAUUUCGAGAAGAGCUGAAGGACGUGGCAGAGGAUCUGUGUUGCUGAAUGGUGCACCGUUGACAAAAAAUCUUUUCCAACAACGUUGUGGAUAUGUCACGCAUCAAUGUGAUUUUAUUCCAGGAUUGACUGUUUCACAAACCCUUCAUUAUACCCCAACUAUAUUAAGUGGAUACUUGAAGAGCUCUAAAGUACGUCAAGUUCUUGCAGAUUUGGCUCUAUCACAAGUCUCUAAUAGAAAAGUUGAGAAUCUGACCGUCAGUGAACGACGUCGCUUAGCAAUUGGAGUGCAACUUGUUCGUGACCCAGUAAUGUUGCUAUUAGAUGAGCCGACACAAAAUUUAGAUCCACUUGCAUCUUAUUUACUCAUAUCAAUUCUAUCAAAUUCAGCAAAAAAGACAGGUUGUGGAAUAUUGUUAAGCAUGGAAAAACCACGCUCAGAUGUUUUUCCAUUUCUAGAUCGUGCACUUUUCUUAUGCCUUGGAGGUGCUGUCUACUCUGGUGGAACCAGAGCGAUGCUCGAGUAUUUUCACAAUAUUGGCUUUCCAUGUCCACAAUUAGAAAAUCCACUGAUGUAUUAUUUGUGUUUGUCAACAGUUGACAGAAGGAGUCGAGAUCGCUUUUUAGAAUCCAGUCAACAAAUUGAGGCACUAGUUGAAAGAUUUUCAAGAGAAACAAAUUUAUCAGACUCACCACCAGCAGCAAAUAUUAUCGGAAAGAUCCCACUUGCAUAUGGAAAACCAUCAGAGUUCAAAAUCUUUGGGAUUUUAUUCGUUCGACUUUUAGCAUCAACAUUUUCAUGUGGAAUGUCGGGCAUUAAAACCAUGUUUUUGAGAAUUUUCGCACUGCCUACUUUAUUGAGCAUCUUAUGGAUAUUUUACAGCAAUGUUGGGGACGACAAGCAUGGAUUCUUUAGCAAAAACAGCAUGGUAUUAAACAUAUUAGGGCUAUCUUAUGGAGCUGGAAUUUUGACGACAAUUUCCUUAUUUCCAAUUUGGAAAAAGAAAUUUAUUCAAGAGAACUUUGAAGGAUUAUAUUCAGGAGUGACUUUAUUACUAUCCUACAAUUUUUAUUCAAUUCCAUUUUCAUUUAUAAGCUCAGCUAUAGCAGCAAGCGUUAUAUACCCAAUGAUUUUGGAUCCUUCAAACCUUGACACUGGAUAUCCAUUCAUUUAUAUCUUAAUUGCUAUAUGGACCAGUUACAUGCUUGCAGAACAACUUUCAAUAUUCUUCUUAUUUUUCAUCAAAUCAUCUAUAAAUGCAGUUGUAGCUACAUCAUACAUUUUGUGCGUUUUGAUAACUCUUGGAUCAGGAACAGUUAGAAGUUGGAAGGGCUUACAGCCGAUUCUUCAAGACGUUACAAAAGCUACUUCACAUUCACAUUAUGCAUCGGCACUUUUACACAGUGCAAUAUUUUUGUCACGUAGAAUGAGCUGCAAUCCGAAAAAUGCUAAUCCAUCAAUAGUAUGUCCGAGUCCAAAAGAAUUUCUACUUGAACGAAUUGGAUCACAAAACUUUACAAACGAGUACAUUGAUAUUUCAAUUGUCUUUGCAUUUGCAGUUGGACUAGCAUUUUUCAAUAUGAUUGUCUAUUUACUUCCAAAAAAGAACAUUAAAAAUGCAUAAGAUGAUGAAUAUUGAUGUAUAUCACUAAAACUUUUUAUUAUGAUCCAGCAUGUGAACUUAAUUCGUACUUUUUGUAAUAAAUUAACGUAUAUUAUUUUUGAAAAAUUGUUUUGUUGCUAUAAUUGGCGCUAUUUAGAGUAGAACUAUGUUUAGGCUGCAAAAUGAUUGUGACGCAGAUUAUAUCAUCAAUUUUAAAUGAUUUUUGAAUGAAUAAAAUUGUUUAAAAUUAAUUUUCAAGAAAAAAAA